Priapulus caudatus is the source of this 1412-nucleotide messenger RNA. RefSeq names its product COP9 signalosome complex subunit 4-like. The transcript has 11 exons. Gene Ontology annotation, cellular component: cytosol; COP9 signalosome. The record is from RefSeq and is a predicted model, not a curated record. The coding region runs from base 15 to 1235 and encodes 406 amino acids. Lineage: Eukaryota; Metazoa; Priapulida; Priapulimorpha; Priapulimorphida; Priapulidae.
GAAAACUCACCAACAUGGCGGCCACCGUUACCGAAAAAUUGCAAUCGUUAGAUAAAGAGCCGGGUUCUCAUAAGGAACACGGUGAUAGGUACAAAGCCUUACUUGAAGAAAUCAUGACUUUUCAAGGUGAUGAUCUAGCGACUAGCUUGCAGGCUUUUGUUGAUGCAAUGGCACACGACUCAAUGAGCUUGAUGAUCUCACGAUCCUUACUCACUCACUUCUGCAGUGAGCUCUCCAAGCUGCCAGAUUCCGUGUCAAAGCAAAUAUCUGAUUAUACUCUAGAGAAACUGCAACCUCGGGUGAUUUCUUUUGAGGAACAGGUUGCCAGUAUUCGUCAACAUUUAUCCAUAAUAUAUGAGAAAGAGCAACAGUGGAGAAAUGCAGCUACUGUUCUUGUUGGCAUACCAUUAGAAACUGGACAAAAGCAGUAUUCAGUAGACUAUAAACUGAAGACAUAUUUGAAAAUAGCUCGACUUUACUUGGAAGAUGACAAUCCUGUUCAAGCAGAGGCAUAUAUUAACAGGGCUUCAUUGCUACAAGCAGAUACAAAGAGUGAUGAACUGCAGAUCCACUACAAGGUAUGUUAUGCUAGAAUGCUGGACUAUCGUAGAAAGUUUAUCGAGGCAGCCCAGAGAUACUAUGAACUGUCGCUAAAACCCAUCAUAGCAGAGGAAGAGCGUAUGCAUGCUUUGCAGCAAGCGCUGCAUUCGACAAUACUUGCCUCUGCUGGUCAGCCGAGGUCUCGGAUGUUGGCCACUCUGUUUAAAGAUGAACGGUGCCAGAAAUUACCUGCACACGGUAUCUUGGAGAAGAUGUAUUUAGAGAGGAUCAUUAGAGGUGAAGAGUUAAAAGAGUUUGCAGAAAUGCUUCACCCACAUCAGAAAGCUACAACUGCAGAUGGUUCUAGUAUCUUAGACAGAGCUGUGAUAGAGCACAACUUGCUCUCUUCGAGUAAGCUCUACAACAACAUUACAUUCGAGGAACUUGGAGCCUUGCUGGAGAUUCCUGCACCAAAGGCUGAGAAGAUUGCUUCGCAGAUGAUUACAGAAGGACGAAUGAAUGGUUCCAUUGAUCAGCUAGAUGGAAUUGUUCACUUUGAGGCUCGGGAGACAUUGCCUCUUUGGGACAGGCAGAUAGAAAGCAUUUGUCUUCAGGUCAACAACAUCAUAGAAAAAAUCUCAUCCACAGUUCCAGAAUGGAUGGCCAAAGCAAUGGAUGAACAGAUGGUACAGUGAGGAGUUGUGAAUAGUAUUGUGGUGUCAUCUUCUGAUAUGAAUUGCAUAGUGUGGAAAAUCAUGUGUACCAGAAUGCUUCUAAUGCAGAGAACAAUUGUAUGUGAAUAAUUUGAGCUGCAUUCCUUCUGGUUUUUUGUCGUGUGAGUGUGUAAUAAAAGAAAUUAUCUAUAUCUGGAA